AUGAGCUCCUUUUCGAUGAGCGCGCUCACCAAGGCGCUGCCCUCGGUAUGCCGCCAGUCUCAGCCUCGCAUUGCCUCCCUCAAUAUCACACGCCCCUUCUCGAUCUCUAGUUCUCGCCAAUUGAUCCGCCGCAAUGAUCGCGCCAGCGAUCUUGAAAGACAAAUGUUGAACCGUGGGCCCGAGACGGCAUCCGAGGAUGCCUCGCCGCUCUCUGCCAUUACACGAAUGAUGCAAGGCAACAAGUCCAACCCGCCUUCACAGGAAUCCGAGUCUUCUAAACUUGCCGAGAACAUCGAGUCCGAAAUGAUGAAGAACCCUUACGCCGAUCGAGCUCCUCCCCACCACCUCCACGUCUACUGCCACAAGCACAACACAAUUCUCACCCUGACACGGCCAAACGGCAACCCUCUCAUGUCCAUUGGCUGUGGCCAGAUUGGUUUACGCAAAGCUGGCCGUUCCGGAUUUGACCCUGCGUAUCAGUUGUCUGCCCAUGUGAUGUCCCAGAUUCAAGAAAAGGGCUUCCUCAUGGAGAUUGAGCGGUUGGAGGUUGUGUUCCGUGGAUUCGGAAAGGGCCGUGAUGCAUUCGUCAAGGUGCUUUUGGGUAACGAGGGACGACACCUUCGGGGUCUUGUCACGCGAGUGACCGACUCCACCCGAGUCAAGUUCGGUGGUACUCGCAGCAGACACGAGCGUAGAUUGGGUUGA
Molecule: messenger RNA, 705 nt
Organism: Penicillium salamii
Lineage: Eukaryota; Fungi; Ascomycota; Eurotiomycetes; Eurotiales; Aspergillaceae
Source: the annotation of a GenBank genome assembly